AUGACUUGUAGAAAAAGAAGACUUGGACUAUUGGGACCUAAAAGAACUACUAUCACAGUACAUAGGAGUGAAGAGAUUAUACCUGAGCACGGUGGAACCCUAACAAGAGGUUUUAGUUCAGCUUCUAGUGAUGGAGAACCCCUUUCUGGAUCUAUCAUUGGAGAGGACAAAUAUAGUUUACUAUACACUGGUCAACUUGUUGGUAGACAGGUUUUGGGAUCUCCUGUCCUGGGAGAUAUCCAGCUCAGCCUGAUUGACCGGCGCGGGAACCUUGAACUAGAAGUUAUCAGGGCUAGAGGGCUGCAGACUAAAGCGGGUUCAAAACUGCUUCCAGCUCCGUGGGUGAAGGUUUACCUUGUAAGCGGGAAGAAAUGCUUGGCUAAAGCAAAAACAUCCCAGGCUCGUAGAACUCUAGAUCCACUCUUCCAGCAGCAGCUCAUCUUCAGCCAGAGAUAUGGGGGUUGUGUUCUUCAGGUGACUAUCUGGGGGGACUAUGGACGAGUGGAGGGUGCCAAGGUUUUCAUGGGAGUAGCACAAAUCCUAUUAGAUAACCUAGACCUUUCUGAGCUCGUGAUUGGUUGGUACAAACUCUUUGGAACAUCCUCAUUGGUCAGCGUACCACCAGGUGGUGGGAAAGACAGUGCCCUUCAGGAUAACUCUAAAACUGAGAUACAAAACCAGGUUUCGGAGGAGAGUAUAUCAGUUUCCGGUACAUGACACCUGGCCAGCACUCGGACCCUGCGACCAAAAGUGCGGAUAUACAUUAAAGUUUUUUCUAGUAGCCUUCUCAUACAGCUGUUCAUGUACGAGAACCCAACUCCAGGGGCUGCCAAGGUCCGGGCACACUCUUUAUAAAGUAUACGGAGGUACAGACGGUCAUUUAUCUCAAUGACCGGCCAACUCCUAGUCACCUAUUCACAGAUCGUCUCAUUCAGCUUGAGACAAACAUUCUAAAAUGUUCGUGUAUAAAAAAAGAAUGGACCAGCACUCCAACGUGAUAAAUUCAUUAUUUAGAGAUUAGAUCUUGAUGCAAGUGAACCUCAGAGAUGAAAAAUAUAAUCAUGGGAGAAUCUUCCCUCGGAAAAGUGUCCAAAAGACUUGGAAGGUUUUUGCAAGAUUUGUUUUUCGAUAAAACUUUUCAUUCAUAAAUAAUUCAGUCAUUAAGUACCUCUUUAAUCAUCUGUCAAACGCUGCAAGGAUAUAAUAUCAUUUUUUAGAAUUUAACUUUCCUCUUUAACGGGUUUUACUAAAUAUAGGAAAUUAAACUUUAGCUUAUGUUUAUUUUCAAUAAUAAUAGUUUUGAAGUUUUGAAAUGGAGUAAAUCAUUAUGAAAACUAUUAAACCUUGGUGUAAUCUGAUAUUAACUGACAAUUUAGUUGGUUUAAAAAUGAAGCGAUAAAAAGUUAGAGUUUAGAAUUCUAUGCCACCAUUUAUAUCAUUAACGAAUUUUAUGGAUAUAAUUGCGAUGCGAAAUGUUUGGUCAUCAAACCUUCAAAUUAAUAAUAAUUUGUUUUUGAUUUACAAAAUAAUAAUAAAGCUGCCUAAAGUCUGACACUAUAAUUUAAAAAGAUACGUAAAUAAUUCUUUCCAUGUCAGCAAAAACAUGCAUUAUAAAUUAUAUACAGGGUGAAACGUUUUGUUAAUUCUAGUUAAAUACUACCCCACCCCCCUCCCCCCUUUGGAUCAGAAUUGGGAACUCCCCCAUUUUUGUAUUGCAAAGGGGCAGUAAUCUUCAGUUCAUAAUCAAUAAAUCAAUCUUACUAUAAAAAUUCAAAUAAAAACUGAUUCAUAAAUUUUCUGAGCCCUCAAAAUUAAAAGCUAAACUACAACUUAAUCAAACCGUUUAAAUUAAUGCUUUAGAUGUAAAAAAUUGGCUCUGAAUAUUUUCUUUAACCUAUUUUUUUUUAACUCUCAUCCUAGGCUUAGUUUAUCAAUGUGAUCAAUUAUUUUAUUAUUUAGUAAAUUUAUUUUUAUUUUGAUCAUGUUUUCCCAAACUUUAUAUAUUGUAUAAUCACCAAAUUAUCAAACAGGACGGCUGUAAUUUUUCCCUAUUCAGUGUAUAUGUAUUAUGUAUAUCUUAUCUAUAAAGCAAACUAUUUUUUGGGUUUAUUUUGGAUUCCUUAUAAAAUGACUUGACCCCUAUAACUUUGAUUCAAAAUGCAAAAUAAACCCAACAAAUACCUGGCUGAGAGCUCAAGCUAUUUUCUAUUUCACGAACGAGAUUUUUAUAAUAUGAAUUAUAUCUAUAUCAAUAUACUUUAUCAAAAUAUACAUAGAAUAUUAA
Eurytemora carolleeae is the source of this 2284-nucleotide messenger RNA. RefSeq names its product regulating synaptic membrane exocytosis protein 3-like. Gene Ontology annotation, molecular function: transmembrane transporter binding; small GTPase binding. Gene Ontology annotation, cellular component: cytoskeleton of presynaptic active zone; presynaptic membrane. The record is from RefSeq and is a predicted model, not a curated record. The coding region runs from base 1 to 717 and encodes 238 amino acids. Gene Ontology annotation, biological process: regulation of synaptic plasticity; calcium ion-regulated exocytosis of neurotransmitter; regulation of membrane potential. The transcript is spliced from 8 exons. NCBI's taxonomy places the organism in Eukaryota, Metazoa, Arthropoda, Copepoda, Calanoida, Temoridae.